AAGUCCAUGCAGGCAUGUGCAGAAAGAAGCAGGCUGUGCCGAUUAAGUGUGGCUGGACUGCGGUGCGACCUCUAUACAGCUGAUCAUCCUACCUAAUACACACGAUAAUAAAAGUUUUUCUGAAAUGGAUCCCAAAAAGUCGAGUUUCUUGAUCCAAUUCUUUUGUAUAAUACUUCGAUAUUCCAUUGACACAGUAUUCCCUACCCAAUGGCUUCGCAUGCAACCAGCACUAUUCAGGAUAUUUUUGUGAAGGCCAAAUCCGAGUUCCUGGGUGAAUUAAAGGACAAGAAAAAUAAAUCCGAACUUCAGAAGGCAUGUACAGUUGAUGACAUCUGGGCUUAUACAGCCAAGCUCCAGGUAGAACAGGGACACGAGCGACGCCUUCGUGGACUCCAAAAGAUCCAACCGUAUCUCGAGCGGCUUCAAGAAUACGCUGGUGUUAUUGAAGUGUUCGUUCAAGUCAAACCCGAUAUCUUGGCGCUCAUUUGGGGGUCAAUAAAAAUCCUUCUUCAAUCGUCGAGCAAUGUCACAAAGUGUUUCGAUGCUAUUUUGGACGUGAUGAAAUGCCUUGGACCCGCCCUCCCUACUUUUAAUAAAUUUACACCGCUAUUAAACGCCAACGAACGUAUUGGCUAUGUACUCGGCCUUUUCUUUAAAGAUAUUCUCGAUUUUUAUUUGACGGCCUUAAAUUUCUUCAGCUUGAAAGGUAAUUCAAUACAGGGAAUUGAAUAGAAGGCUAUGCUAAUAUGAUCAGGCUGGCAAGUUGCGUUCGA
Messenger RNA from Hypoxylon trugodes, 773 nucleotides. RefSeq lists its product as uncharacterized. The transcript has a single exon. NCBI's taxonomy places the organism in Eukaryota, Fungi, Ascomycota, Sordariomycetes, Xylariales, Hypoxylaceae. Bases 208 to 732 code for a protein of 174 amino acids. The record is from RefSeq and is a predicted model, not a curated record.